UCGGAGCGGGACUCUGACAGCUGAAUGAGCCGCUCGCUUCACGCUGAACCACUUUCGGUUUGAAGUCGAGCUGUCCGCCGGCCUGCCGUCGCCGCUCCACGCUCCCCGGUGAGUGUGGUCGACACCGACUCCGUGGACAACCCCACCCCAGGAAAGCUGCCGCCGCGCCGGGAUCAUGUUGAAAUUACGCAGCGCCGCACUUUGCCUUUGUUUGUGGGUUUUGUUGGGAACUUGUUCGCCGGCGGACGCAGAAGACCCGGACGAGGAUGUGUUCACCAUUCGGCACUCAACCUCAGGAAUGUGUCUGGGGGCCGGGUCCUCGUCGGACGUGAUCCUGGCCGCCUGUGACUCAAACAGCAGGUCCCAGCUGUGGAAAUGGGGCUCCAGGUCCCGGCUUUACAACGUGGACGCGUCGCUCUGCUUGAUGAUGGACGUCCAAACCAAGACGCUGUCUCUGGCCGACUGCGAGUCCAGCCUGUUGUUGCUGUGGCUCUGCCAGGACCAAACUGUUUACACGGCUUAUCAGAUGUUCCUGGCGGCCAGUGGAGGCAAAGCCGUCGUCAAACCGCUGGCUAAUGACACUUGGGUAAGAGGAGGAUCUCAAGAAAGCAUCUGCCAGAGGCCUUAUCGCGUUGUUUACACCAUCAACGGGAACUCUGCGGGCAUGCACUGCGAAUUCCCCUUCAAAUACAACGGCAGCUGGCAUCACACGUGCCUCCCCGACGCAGAUUUCCCCGGACUGUCGUGGUGUGCCACCUCCUCAGACUUCGACCAAGACGGACAGAAGGGACACUGUCUCAAACCCGAGAAAGGCUGCCACACUCUGUUCUCGGGUCCAGAGGGGGACUUCUGCUAUGAGUUCGUCCCAAACGCUGCGGUGAACUGGCACCGGGCUCUGGAGUCGUGUCGCGGUCAGGGAGGCGACCUGCUCAGUCUGUCCGAAGCCGACAAUCUCAACUCCUCCACAUGGCUGGACGGCCUCCAGAGGAUGCCCAGCAAGAUGUGGAUCGGCCUCCAUCAGCUGGACUCCUCUCAGGGCUGGCAGUGGUCGGAUGGCUCCCCUCUGUCCAUGUUACGCUGGGAAAAAGAAAUGCCGCCCUCCUCCAGCAUCGUUGAGUCCGACUGUGGAGCCCUGAACUCCGAUAUGAACUACGAAGCUCACCCUUGCAGCAAGGGGCUUCCCUACAUCUGCAAGAAGCGCGUCAACGCCUCCGACGCAGCUGCAACAGAGUCUCUGGUGUAUCAAGAAACUAAGUGUACCGAAGGUUGGAUCCCGUGGAACGGCUGGUGCUACAAGUUGGUGAAGGACAAACCACAAAGUUAUCUGGAUGCCCAGGAGCACUGCCUCACCUCGGAGGAAGGAGCAGUUUUAGCCAGUUUCCACUCGGUUGACAGCAAAGAGAUGAUCAGCACCAAUUUUCAUGGAGAUGGAAAUUUCUUGGACGUGUGGAUUGGGAUGAUAGGCGUCGGUGCGAAUCCCACCGUCUUCAAGUGGCACGACGGAUCACCUGUCACUUUCACCUUCUGGGACGAAAACCAGCCACUGCAGCCUGAACAGAAUAACAGCUGUGUUUUGUACUCUGGAAAGUCUCAUGCUUGGCGAGUGGGGAGUUGCGCUCAGAGACUCCCCUUCAUGUGUCAGAAGAAAGGAACGCUUCAGGAAUCGACGACACCGGACGGAUGUAACUUUGAUGAUGGUUGGAGGAGACACGGAAACUCCUGCUAUAAAGUGGACACCACGCUCGUGUCCUUCAAAGACCGUUGUAACAUGACUAUUCGUAACAGGUUUGAACAGGCGUUCAUCAACCGUCUGCUGACGGAGCACAUGGGCCAGAACCGGCAGUAUUUCUGGAUCGGGCUGCAGGACGUCAAUGACACAGGCAAAUACCAGUGGAUGAGCAAAGAGGGGUCCCCGGCAGUGGUGACCUACACCAACUGGGGCAGGCUUGAACCAACCCGGGAUGGAGGCUGUGCGGUCAUUUCCACAGCGAAGCCUCUGGGCAGGUGGGAAGUGAAGAACUGUACGGUUUUCACGGCUGGCACCAUUUGUAGGACCGACCUCGGUCCGCCUCCAGCCCCAGAUCCCGAGCCGGACGUCAACGCCAGCUGUCCGGAUGGAUGGGUGUCCAGACCAAACAUUAAAUACUGCUACAAGGUGUUUCAUAAGGAAAGGGUGACGAGGAAACGGACGUGGGAGGAGUCCAGGAGAUUCUGUCAGGCUCUGGGCGCCGACCUGACCAGCUUCACCGACGGCACGGAGAUGAGGGCUCUGCACAGCAUCGUGAGAGAAACAAUCAGUGACAAUCGGUUCUUCUGGGUGGGGCUGAACAGGAGAAAUCCAGCCCUGCGGUCCUGGGAGUGGAGCGACUCUCGGCCGGUGUCUAUGGAUAUCUUGCAUCAAAGUUUCCUUGAUGAUGAUGAACACAGUCGGGACUGCACUGCUUUCAAGACAAUGAGGAGCUCUUUGAAACACCUAUUUGUGUAUCUGAUCCACGAUAUCCCGGCCAUGCCUUUCUACGCCACGCCGUUCAGCUGUGACACCCAGCUGGAGUGGGUCUGCCAAAUCCCCCGAGGAAAGCAACCAAAAACCCCUGAUUGGUACAAUCCAGCUGGACACCACGAGACCUCCAUUUUUAUCGACGGAGCAGAGUUUUGGUUUGUGGAUCAGCCGAAGCUGACUUAUCAGGAAGCAAAGAUCUAUUGCAAAGCCAGAGACAGCAAGCUGGCUGUCCCUCUUGGGUUCUCUGCAAUCGGACGCAUCAACCAGUACCUGAAAAGUCUGCAGGGGUCACAGAAUCAGAGGUGGUGGGUCAGCACCGAGCCGCUCGGACGAGUCAUCCCCACCUUGAGAACAAGGAUGUACCUUUAUAAUUCCCAAUUCCUUGGGCGAUGCAGUGUCAUCAGCGCAGAUAAUCUGAUUCCAGAAUAUGUGCGUUCCUGCCAGCAGCGGUUGCCCUUCGUGUGUGAAAAAGUCAACGUCACAUCGGUGGAGAGAAACCCUCUGGAGCCUCAGCCUACAGGCCGGCCCUGUGCAAGCAACGCAGUGCACUUCAGAAACAAGUGCUACGUUAUCAUGUCAAACCCGAAACCUGUGACAUACAAGUAUGCCUCCGAGUUGUGCCUGUCAGUGGCAGGAACCCUGGUCUCCAUCUCCGACCAGGUGGAGCAAGACUUCCUUAACACCCUCUUGCCAGGCAUAAGGAACAAGCAAAAUAUUUGGAUCGGUCUAAAGAUGCAACGGAACGACCCUGAAUGGGAAGACCAAACGCCGGUCUCCUUUGCCAAUUUCAACCCUCUGCUCCUCGGCAUGCACAAGGCUAUCAGAGUCAACAGAUUUGAUGAAGAGAGUUUGGAGUUUUGUGUGUAUAUGGUCAACAACCCGAGCUCUGGCAUGCUGGGGACCUGGGACUACUCCUCCUGCACGGAGCCCAAACACCUGGCCGUGUGCCAGUACUAUGCAGAUAAAGUGGAGGACGCCGACGUCAGAAUCGACCCUUUCCUCGUCAACAACCACACCGUCCGCCUGCUGGUCCAGAACCUCACCUGGCCCGAGGCCUCGGAAGAGUGCAAGCGCCACAGCAUGGAGCUGGUCAGUGUGGCCGACACGCUCAUCCAGUCCACUCUCACCGUGCACGUGAGUCGUGCACGAAUCCCCAUGUGGAUCGGCCUCUUCAGCGAAGACGACGGCCUCCACUACCACUGGGCUGACCACAGCCACACCGUGUUCAGUCGCUGGUCGUCUUCUGCUACCAGAGGCUCGUGCGUUUACCUCGAUAUAGACGGGUUUUGGAAGGCAACGGUGUGUGAAGAGACUCUCGGAGGAGCCAUCUGCCAUAAACCAGACGAGGAAAUCCCCAAACCUGAGGAUGUUGCAGUGAGGUGCCCCCAUAAAAUUAAUGGCCCGAACUGGAUCCCCUGGAAAAACAACUGCUACUCCUUCCAGAUGACCGCCUCCAGAUGGGACAGGUUCAACCAAGGACAGAUUCAGGACAUGUGCAAAGACCUCCAUUUAAAAGCAGAAAUCCUUUCCAUCCGAAACGAAGAGGAGAACACGUUUAUCCAGAGUCAGCUCCGGCCUUUUCAAUCUCUGGUCCAGUUUGUCUGGUUGGGAAUUCUCAAAGACGACAACGAUAACCUGACAAAGUGGUAUGACGGUACCAACGUCCAGUUCUCCAACUGGGCCAGAGGCCGACCGGAUUUAGACGAACCGUUCAUGGCCGGACUCACCACUAAUAGCUACUGGAUUCUCAUCUCAGAAAAACGUUUUCACCCUGAGUUCAAACAGAAGGCGAUAGUGGCCUGCAAAUUGGAUAAUGACGAUAAAGCUGAGUUCAACCGCUCAACCAAGGAUUAUGAAAACUACGGGAGCUUGCGCUAUGAAGUAGUGACUCGGAAGCUGAAUUGGUACGACGCCGUAGAGACGUGCGGUCAGCUGGGAGGUCACCUGGCCAGCGUCCAUGACAUCCAGCACAACGCACAUCUGAAGCUCAUCGCCAAAACGGAUGGCUUUCCACUGUGGAUUGGUCUGUCGAGUCAAGAUGCCAAAGCCUCCACCUAUGAAUGGUCUGAUGGAACAAAGUUUGACUACAACACCACCAUCACGGACAGCUCCAUCCCAAGCAACCAGCCGGGUCGCUGUGUUUAUAUGAACUCUGCCGGGGUCUGGUUGAGGACGGGCUGCCGUAAUGUGAUAGACGGGGCCAUCUGCUACACCACCAACAUCACCACCUCUUCCCAAAGAGCCAUCCAGCAAGCUGCUCCAGAAAACAACCGAUGCCCUCAGAGCAACGGAGCGUCCAAGUGGGUUCAGUAUGAAGAUCACUGCUAUGCUUUUGACAAGAGCUUGUACAACUACAAUGUGUACGGCAUGGAGCAGGCCAAGGCCCUCUGCCAGCAAAUGGAUGCUGAACUUCUGACCAUCAAAACCAAGGAGGAGAAUGAGUUCUUGUCAAAGUAUAUAUCAGACGACCCCCUCAUCACCAGCAGAGUGUGGCUCGGAAUGACUGUAGAUGAUCAGGGUAAGCCGGUGUCUUGGCAGGACGGCUCGAACCUGGCUUACGUGAACUGGAAGCCCGAGCCGUUCCCCGUCGGGAAGAUGGCGGAGCCUCAAUGCGCCGUCAUGAUAGCCGGAGGCGAAGGACUCUGGAACCUGGUUGGCUGCAAGUCCAGCAGCAGUCGCGUCGUUUGUAAAACCAGAACAAAGUCGUCAGGAACUGCAGUGGCGCUGGGUCUCUUCAUCGUGGUCUUCCUCGCUCUGCUACUGUCAGUCGCGUUUUACAUCUACAAGAAGAAGAAGUCGUACUUCACGUCAACUGUCCGCUACAAGAGGACCUUUGAUGAACUGGACACCAGUAUAAUAACGGAGACGGAGUGAGCGGUCUCAGGGAGGGUUGGUUUGGCUGUCGUGGGUUCAUUUUAGAUCUUUAAAUUUUGAAAGAGUGCAGUCUUAUUCUGAUCUUCCUUUAAAUUAUUUAUUUAUCCCGCUUGAUCCUCAAAAUUAUUUGGGAUGGAGUGUAAAAUUGUAAAUAUGGUUUUGAGAUUUGUGAAUAUCUGCUGAUUCAGUUUCUUAAAUCUGGGGUAAUUUUUCUUCUUUCUUUUUUUUUUUUUUCUAAGAGCAUCGUGUUGUAAUAUUUAUUGAUCAGGCUGGUUCCAGCUUAUAAAUGGGGAAAUCUCUGAUCAUGGAGGGAUUGAUCUCUCGAAGAAUAUGCAACUUUACCAACUGUGCUCUAUUUGACUGUAACGGGUCGAAAUUGCGCCUAUGUCUCAGUGGUGUUAAGCAUUCACGAACAAAAUGUGUCGCCUGUGUUGAAUUCAUUAUCAUUAAUUUCUCUGAAGGUUGUUGGGUUGAUUUUGGGUUUUUUUUUUCCAUUGUAGCUUCUUCCCAAGAAGGUCAUUUGAAAAUGCAAAAAAAAAAAAAAAAAAAAAAAAAAGCUGCUUCUUGUUGACUUUUGAGUUAUUCAAGUAGCUUUACCUUCAGAUCCUCAUUAACACUCCUGGAUGCUUCAUAACUGACUGCAACAAAUUUGUUAUUAGUGAGAGCUACUGUUGGAGCAAAACCACUGUAGUUUAAGGAAAUACAUCAGUAUUUUUGUUGGGAUAUGAUUUUUAAUGAAUGUCCUUCUGAACCGUGCCUUCCAACAUAAUUACACCUGACAGAAAAAUUUUUACAGUGGGGUGCUUUCUGUUUUUAAAAAUCACAACUUCAUGCCUGUUCAUCAACUCAAAGUGUGUGUGUGUGACACUGGCUUGGUUUCAGCAGUAAUCAGACGCCUGUUUUCAGAUCCGGUAAUUAUAGCUAUGCACUGAACUAUGGUGACGAACGCACUUUAACAUGUUGUGAAAAUGUGGUUAAGUUUAAGCACAAUGCCAAUUGAAGAGCUUUCAGAUUGCACUGGCGUUUGCUAUUAAUGCUCUGUAAAUAUGUGAUGUUUGUUUUUAUUACUGAGAACGAACCAAAGAUGCUCCGAGUGGGUCGGAUGUCGGGAGCCUCAGCUUUUCCCUUUCGGUUUGAGGAACUGCCUCAGGGUGGUUUUGUUGAUUUGGUGAUAUUAAUUUACAAACCUGGUUUCUUUUUUUAAACGUCGCUCCUGCAGAUUAAUCAGCUCAAAUCAGGUAGAGCGUCCUUACAAUAAAGUCUUUUUUCAAUUUUUU
Messenger RNA from Salarias fasciatus (jewelled blenny), 6651 nucleotides. It is a transcript of the gene ly75, whose product is annotated as lymphocyte antigen 75. The transcript is spliced from 35 exons. The coding region runs from base 176 to 5374 and encodes 1732 amino acids. The record is from RefSeq and is a predicted model, not a curated record. Lineage: Eukaryota; Metazoa; Chordata; Actinopteri; Blenniiformes; Blenniidae.